AUGGAGGCCCAAGAGGAAAAGCAGCUCGACCUGGUCCCCGAACGCUUCAGCUUCUACUCCUCCAAGACGAAGGAAACCACCGUCUCUUCGACCUGGGACGGUCUCUUCCCAGGCGGUCACAUCGACCACAUCUUCCAGGAAAAACAUAAAGGCCGCCCAGACCCUAGCCAACCAAUCUGGUGGAUCGACAUCUGCGACGCCACAGAGGAAGACGUCAACGCCGUCGCCCAGGCCCUGUCCAUCCACCCCCUGACGGCGGAGGACAUCGCCAUCCGCGAGCCGCGCGAAAAGGUUGACGUCUUCAAGAACUACUAUCUCCUCUCCUUCCAGACUCUUGUCACCAAAAGGGUCAAACAGGAGCGCCCGGGCAUUCCCGUCUCCGCGGCGUUGUACAUUCUCGUCUUCCAGUACGGCGUCGUGACUUUUACGCCUGGUGGCUGUGAACAUGUGAACCGGGCUCGGGAUCGCAUUCGCAAAAUGCACGACCCUUCCAUCUUGACUAGUGACUGGGUCUGCUAUGCAAUGAUAGACGAUAUAAUCGAUAGCUUCGAGCCCCUCACCCGCGAUGCAGAGCACGAGUCUGAAGCAAUUGAGGACCAGGUUUUCAUUGCUCGUAUCGACGAUGCCCAAGCGCUCAUUCCGCAGGUUGAUGUCCUGCGCAAGAGGAUCACACACAUCAUCCGCUGUCUGCAUGGCAAGGUCGAUGUGUUGAACGGUUUUGUCAAGCGAUGUCAGUCGCCAGACAAGCAUCCUGUCUUCCCGGAUGGAGAUCUCAUUCUCUACCUCGGUGAUGUCCAAGAUCAUCUUGUCACGACCUUGUCGACGCUUGGCCACAUUGAUGAAAUCAUCGGUCGGUCGCAGGCGAAUUGUUUGGCUCAACUGAGCGCUACUAACCUCAGACUCAGUUUGACUAUUAACUCUGGUCUGAGUAAGGUGACUAUGCUGGCGACUAUCUUUGUACCGUGCCAUCUUGUCACGGGAAUGUGGGGAAUGAACGUCCCAGUUCCUGGAGAAGACUCCCAGGGCCUGGGAUGGUUCUUUGGUAUUGUUGGUUGUUUUGCGGCAUUCAUGGUUGUUUGUAUGGCGGCUGCAGUGAAGUAUAAGCUUCUGUAA
Penicillium soppii is the source of this 1113-nucleotide messenger RNA. Its product is annotated as magnesium transporter CorA family protein. Bases 1 to 1113 code for a protein of 370 amino acids. Gene Ontology annotation, biological process: magnesium ion transmembrane transport; intracellular magnesium ion homeostasis. Lineage: Eukaryota; Fungi; Ascomycota; Eurotiomycetes; Eurotiales; Aspergillaceae. The record is from RefSeq and is a predicted model, not a curated record. Gene Ontology annotation, molecular function: magnesium ion transmembrane transporter activity. The transcript has 2 exons. Gene Ontology annotation, cellular component: plasma membrane.